AAUGCCUGAUUGGGGCCAGUCUUUUGACUGCCAGAAGGAUAAAAAGCUCUCGCAUCCGACGUAUCAGAGGACGUGACAACCGCGCAAUGCCACUACAACAUCAUCCUGCCGAUGUCGGUGCAGAUGCUCAAUUCUUGGAUACGAACGUGCCACGUAAAGGCCUGUAUGACUAUAUAAUAGUUGGGGGAGGAACCGCAGGAUGCGUCCUUGCAAGUAGACUGACCGAGGACCCUACAAUCUCCGUAUUACUUCUUGAGCGUGGCGGCGUUCACGACACCUUCACUAUGCGGUGUCCUCUUUUGUCUGCAUCAUAUGCCCAGGGGAAACAUCCUUCUGUACGAUGGAACAGCACACCUUUGACUGCUGCCAACGGUCGUGUCCUUGAAAUUCUCACUGGCACUGUAUUAGGUGGAGCGUCAAGGUUUAAUGCGAUGCUCUACACCAGAGGUAGUCCUGCGCAGUAUGACGAAUGGAGGCGGCAGGGACGCGUUGGUUGGAGCUAUGCCGAUCUCGAACCAUACUUCAUCAAGUCCGAGAAUGCGGUCAGCACUUCAGGGUAUUAUCAUGGCAGCGAAGGACCAUGGAGCAAUCGACAUUUCGACGAGUUCCUUUUCAGUUCAUUCCCUCAUGCUGUGAAAGCUGCACAGGACCUCGGUAUAUCGUACACUGAUGAUGCCAACGCCCCAGAAGGACCUUGCGUGUCCUGCGCAAAAAUUCCCGUCACAUUGACUUCAGAUGGGAAGCGUCUGUCUACCUUCGAUGCUUUUCUUCCUCCCUCGAUCACCACGCAGAGGCAAAGGCUCACGAUUUGCACCGACACGCUUGUCACAAAGAUCGAUUUCGACGUUGGCGGCGUGCAACCGGUCGCAUCGGGAGUGUUCUUCAAACCAUACGAGUCCACUCCAAAACAGCAACCGUUCUACGCAAGGGCGAAGAAGGAGAUUAUCGUGUGUUGUGGAGCCAUCGAGACUCCCCACCUACUGCUGCUAAGUGGGAUCGGUGCAAAAGAUCAUCUAACAAAGCAUGGUAUCAAAGUCAUCAAGGAUUUGCCAGGCGUUGGCCGCAAUUUGCAAGAUCAUGUUGGCACCACGAUCACGUACAAGGUCCCCCUCUCUGAUACAUUCCACGCGCUUGAGAGCAGUUUAACGCGAGCAUUAACUGAAUUUUUGAAUUACCUGAUACGCGGUCGGGGACUAUUCACGUAUCCAACCCUGCAGGUAUCGAUAUUUGCUAAAUCGGACAAAUUGGGAGACAAUGCAAAGCCUAGCGUCGAGGAGACCAAUCGUGAAACAUUUCCCGAUAUUGAAAUCAUGCCCAUUCCCCAUGAAUGCACCUAUGUCGCAUCCCAGACGUCUCAGGGCUUCUUCUCUUUCAUUUGCGUUCCUCUGCAACCCAAAUCAUCGGGCACGGUCGAGCUUUUCUCUCAUAACCCCCGCGCAAACCCAAAAGUAGACCUCGGGUUCUUCACGCGCGAGGGAGAUAUCGAGGUUGUCAGGAAGGCAGUGCGCCUCGCAAUGGCAUUAGGAGAAAGGAUGCGUACGAACGGGUAUCAGAUGGAGAAUCAUCUGAUUCCUGCCGGCGACAGUGACGAGCAAUUGGACGUCUUCAUCCGACAGAACGUUCGCACAACAUACCACUAUGCAUCCAGUUGUCGCAUGGCUCAGGAACAUGACACAGUCCCAGGUGUUGUUGACGAUGAGCUCCGCGUGCAUGGAGUUUCUCGGCUGAGGAUCGCAGAUGCAAGCAUUUUCCCAGAUGUAGUUGCAACUCAUCUCCAGGCUCCGGUUGUGAUGGUAGCUGAAAAGUGUGCCGACAUGCUGAAGAAAACAUGGAGCGCAACCAAUUGAUGGCGCGCCUUUUGUAAACGUUAUCGAUGUGCUAGUUAUUUACAGUUCUGUGUAUGUAGUGUAUGAUGUGUAGGAUAUAAAUGUAUAAUAAAAGGUAUACACAUGCAUGCUGCUACGAUGCUAAAGCGAUAAAAUGUCGUUUGGAUUCAAGUCUGGCUUGCAGAAAAAUUCGGAAACCGCCGAUGUGUGAACGUUUGAACACUCGC
Suillus plorans is the source of this 2053-nucleotide messenger RNA. Its product is annotated as alcohol oxidase. The record is from RefSeq and is a predicted model, not a curated record. Gene Ontology annotation, molecular function: flavin adenine dinucleotide binding; oxidoreductase activity, acting on CH-OH group of donors. The transcript is spliced from 6 exons. Bases 87 to 1847 code for a protein of 586 amino acids. NCBI's taxonomy places the organism in Eukaryota, Fungi, Basidiomycota, Agaricomycetes, Boletales, Suillaceae.